AUGGUGGACAGCGUUUUCGGUUGGAUUGUUGCUGGUUCCGGUGAUUUGGUUUCCGUUACUCCAGAUUUAGUAAAAUGCCACACUACAACCGUGUGUUUAACCACGCUGGAGGAAAAUUUGGAACGGUUUUGGAACAUUGAAGAAUUGCCGUCGCGAUCCGAUUACUCAAUGGAAGAAAGGGAGUGCGAGCAGCACUAUUCAUCUACUGUUGAAAGGGACAGUACUGGUCGCUAUACCGUGCGUAUUCCGCGCCAUCCAGACUUCGAUACAAUGCUAGGAGAGUCCAAGUCAUCAGCACUACGACGAUUCAAAUUGUUAGAACGGAGGCUAGAACGUGACACCCGAUUAAAAGUCGAAUACCAUAGAUUUAUGCAGGAGUACAUCACAUUGGGCCAUAUGAGACUUCUGCAACCGUCCGAACAGUCUGCUAAUAAAUGCCUUUACCUUCCACAUCAUCCAGUCAUCAAACACUCCAGCACGACGACUAAGGUACGCGUCGUCUUCGAUGGCUCCGCCAAGACAUCAACGGGGUUCUCGCUGAAUGAUGCACUCCGCGUUGGACCGGUUGUACAGGACGACCUACUCUCGAUUGUUCUUCGAUUUAGAACGUUUCCAGUUGCAGUUGUAGCAGACAUCGCCAAAAUGUACCGUCAAGUGCUAGUGCAUUCGGAUGACACUCCAUACCAGCGCAUUUUUUGGAGAUUUGGUGAUUCAGGGCCCAUUCAAGCGUACGAGUUAUUAACCGUAACUUAUGGCCUCGCCCCGUCUUCAUUUUUGGCAACUCGUACACUUCAACAAUUAGCCCGGGAUGAAGGUGCUGCAUAUCCCAUGGCUGCACAAACUCUCCAGAAGGGGUUCUAUGUGGAUGAUUGUCUAGGAGGUGCCCAAUCAAUCGACGAAGCUUUGCAAUUACGAGAGGAACUGGACAGUUUGCUCACCAAAGGCGGAUUCACUCUGCGAAAGUGGACAUCUAACAAGCUCGAAAUACUGCAAGGACUUGAACCGGACCAGAUCGGUACACAAUCCGCACUAAUGUUUGCACCAGAAGAAUCAAUAAGCGCCCUAGGCAUUGGAUGGGAACCGGAAACCGACAAAUUACGUUUUGAUUCGAAAAUUGAUCGAGAGGCCGUAGCUGACACCAAGCGAAAAAUUUUGUCAUCAAUUUCACAAUUAUUUGAUCCACUGGGGUUGAUCGCUCCAGUAGUAAUUCGAGGAAAAAUGCUAAUGCAGGAAUUAUGGCUGCUGCACUGCGAUUGGGACGAUUCUGUACCAGAUAUCGUGCAAGAAAAGUGGAACCAAUAUCAGCAACAACUUCCUAAGAUAGCUGAAUACACAGUAGAUCGCUACGCAUUCCUGCCAAAUUCGAAAGUCCAACUGCAUACUUUCUCGGACGCCUCAGAAAGUGCAUAUGGAGCAUGCGUUUACGCGAGGUCCAUCGACAAUCACGGUAAUAUCAGGGUCCAACUGCUAGCAUCGAAAUCUCGCGUGGCACCUUUAAAACGCAUCACGCUUCCCAGGCUCGAGCUAUGCGCAGCCGUCGUCGGAUCUCAGCUUUUCUCGCACGUUGUGAAGGCACUACAAAUGGAAGUUUCAGAUGCCCGGUUUUGGUCCGAUUCGACGAUAACAAUUCAAUGGCUUCAGGCGCCUCCACAUACUUGGAAAACAUUUGUCGCCAACAGAGUUUCUGAGAUACAAGCCAACACUCAUGGGUAUCGAUGGAGCCAUAUAGCUGGCAACGAAAACCCAGCUGAUUUAGUUUCCCGUGGAAUGAGUGUGGAGGAAUUUCUUGCAAGUUACCUUUGGAAGUAUGGUCCAGAAUGGCUUCGACUUUCAGAAAAGCAUUGGCCGGAGACUGCUCCUAUUCCUGCGGUUUUAGAUAACGUCGAAAUUCGUAGAGUCGUCGCUCCUAUAUUACGCACCAAACCAUUCACUAAUCCAAUUUUCUGCCGGUAUUCGUCAUUCAGCAAACUCGUUCGUGUAGCGGCCCACUGCCUCAGAUUUGUUCGUAAUAUUCGCGAAAAGGCGCGAGCGCAACCUCAGGACAGUACGGUUCAAGGCGCCGGUAAAUUAUUGACGACUCAACAAUUAAGUGAUGCUGAAAUUCGCUUGAUUCAGCUCGCCCAAAUCGACGCAUUUAAGCAGGAAAUAAACGAUCUGAAAACCAAGAGGGUACGAUACGAGUAG
Topomyia yanbarensis is the source of this 2184-nucleotide messenger RNA. RefSeq lists its product as uncharacterized. NCBI's taxonomy places the organism in Eukaryota, Metazoa, Arthropoda, Insecta, Diptera, Culicidae. The transcript has 2 exons. The coding region runs from base 1 to 2184 and encodes 727 amino acids. The record is from RefSeq and is a predicted model, not a curated record.